Molecule: messenger RNA, 906 nt
Organism: Aspergillus ibericus CBS 121593
Lineage: Eukaryota; Fungi; Ascomycota; Eurotiomycetes; Eurotiales; Aspergillaceae
Product: NAD(P)-binding protein
Exons: 5
Coding region: 25-792 (255 amino acids)
Cellular component (GO): intracellular anatomical structure
Molecular function (GO): oxidoreductase activity, acting on NAD(P)H, oxygen as acceptor
Source: RefSeq, a predicted model, not a curated record
CUCUUUAUCGCCACAGUUAUCACCAUGGUUCUUUCGAAGCCCGAAAACAAACACGUUCUCAAAGCCUUUGACCUCACCGGCAAGGUCGCUGCCGUUACAGGUGGUGCUCGUGGGAUCGGGUUAGAGGUCUCGAGGGCUCUAGCGGAAGCUGGUGCCAGUGUUGCUCUGAUCUAUAACUCGUCGAAAAAUGCGGAAACACUCGCCGAAGAGAUCGCGGCCACUAACUAUGUCAAAGCAGCUGCAUACAAAGCUGACGUCGGAAAUCAGGAGGAUAUCGAGAGGGCCAUUCACCAGAUUGCAUCUGAUUUUGGCAAGCUCGAUAUUAUCGUCGUGAACUCGGGGAUCACCUCGAAUAUCGCGGCCGAAGACUACACCACAGAGCAAUGGCGCGACAUCAUGAAGGUCAAUCUGGAUGGCGCAUUCUAUAGCGCUCAAGCAGCUUCUCGACUCUUCAAGGAACAGGGACACGGCAAUGUCAUCUUCACAGCCUCUGUCAGUGCAACGUUGGUGAACGUGCCUCAGAAGCAAGCUGCGUAUAAUGCCUCCAAAGCUGCGGUGGUACAACUGGCGAAAUGCUUAUCAGUGGAAUGGGUCGAUUUCUGCCGUGUCAACUGCAUUUCUCCUGGCUUUAUCUCUACCGAGAUUCUUGAUGUCCAUCCCCAAGAAUGGCGUGAGAAGUGGAACAGCAUGAUUCCGGCUCAGCGAAUGGCGGAUGCCUAUGAGCUUAAAGGCUUAUGUAUUUUGCGCCUCCGAUGCAUCAAGCUAUAUGACCGGGGCGAAUAUCGUGAUUGACGGUGGCUACACGCUUCCUUAGGUCUGAUUUCUCAGCGUAGCUUUUGCCAUGUGCUGGAUCAAAUUGAGGUACACCGAAGUUCCUGAAUGUACAUAUGUUUAAAUAUUCGAGAU